AUGGUUAUAAUUUAUAUGGAUGCUAUAAACGAACCGGAAAAAUUUACCAACACAACGUGGGAUUGGCGUAACGUAAAUGGCGUAAAUUAUGCUAGCGUUGAUCGAAAUCAACAUAUUCCACAAUAUUGUGGUUCAUGUUGGGCAUGUGGUGCGACAAGUGCGCUAGCUGAUCGUUUCAAUAUUAAGCGUAAAGGAGCAUGGCCAUCUGCUUAUCUCUCUGUUCAGGAGGUUAUCGAUUGUGCAGGUUCAGGUAGCUGUGAAGGUGGCGAACCAGGUGGUGUUUAUCGAUAUGCUCAUGAAUAUGGCAUACCACAUGAAACAUGCAAUAAUUAUCAAGCACGAGAUGGAACUUGUUCACCAUACAAUAAAUGUGGUUCCUGUUGGCCUGGUUCAUGUUUUUCAAUCAGUAAUUAUACCAUAUAUAAAGUGAAAAAUUACGGUGUUGUUUCGGGUCUUGAAAAGAUGAAAGCAGAAAUUUAUCAUAAUGGCCCAAUUGCGUGUGGUAUUGCUGCUACAAAAAAAUUCGAAACAUAUGGAGGAGGAAUUUAUAAAGAAAAAACGCCCGAAGAUAUUGACCAUGUUAUAUCUGUUCACGGUUGGGGAGUUGAUCAUGAUUCUGGUGUACCAUAUUGGAUCGGUAGAAAUAGCUGGGGAACGCCAUGGGGCGAAAAUGGAUGGUUCCGAAUCGUAACAUCAGAAUACAAAAAUUCUAGUUCAAAGUACAAUUUGAAAAUCGAGGAAGAUUGCGUUUGGGCUGAUCCCAUUGUAUGA
Messenger RNA from Loa loa (African eye worm), 771 nucleotides. RefSeq names its product cysteine proteinase cathepsin Z. Gene Ontology annotation, cellular component: lysosome. The transcript has 8 exons. Gene Ontology annotation, molecular function: cysteine-type endopeptidase activity. The record is from RefSeq and is a predicted model, not a curated record. Lineage: Eukaryota; Metazoa; Nematoda; Chromadorea; Rhabditida; Onchocercidae. Bases 1 to 771 code for a protein of 256 amino acids.